Paracoccidioides lutzii Pb01 is the source of this 450-nucleotide messenger RNA. RefSeq lists its product as hypothetical. The record is from RefSeq and is a predicted model, not a curated record. The coding region runs from base 1 to 450 and encodes 149 amino acids. The transcript is spliced from 3 exons.
AUGCUCAGCGCGAGGCGAUUGCCCGACCGCGAGUCCCGACAGCCCGGGGGGGGUGGGGGGGUUCGCCGUGGCGGUCAGUCAUGGCGCUCCCCGGCCGUGCCCGCUGAGUCAGCCGACCCUGAUGGGGGGAGCGAGGUGCCUAAGGAGCUUUUGGCCUACGCCCCAAGCCCCGCCCAACACAUCUCCGCCGAUCCCCAUGCCAAGCCCCGGCUGGCGGAAAAAUGUCGGAGGGUUCAACUCGCUGCAAGCACGCCACACGCGCCCCGCCAAGACCCCGCCAAGACCCCGCCAAGCCAAUAUUCCUCUUCUUGGCGCGGGUCCUCUGGCCGGCAGGUCGAUGGCUACUCGCCCGCCCUGGUGGCCCCAGGGGCGAUCGUCAGGCUGUGCCCGUCGUCGUCGUCGUCGUCGUCGUCGUCUCCGCGGACUGCGCGGCUGCGACCGUCCAUGUAG